Xyrauchen texanus (razorback sucker) is the source of this 1392-nucleotide messenger RNA. RefSeq names its product transcription factor 15-like. The transcript is spliced from 2 exons. Bases 152 to 742 code for a protein of 196 amino acids. Gene Ontology annotation, biological process: developmental process; regulation of transcription by RNA polymerase II. The record is from RefSeq and is a predicted model, not a curated record. NCBI's taxonomy places the organism in Eukaryota, Metazoa, Chordata, Actinopteri, Cypriniformes, Catostomidae. Gene Ontology annotation, molecular function: DNA-binding transcription factor activity, RNA polymerase II-specific; protein dimerization activity; RNA polymerase II transcription regulatory region sequence-specific DNA binding.
UCCAGAGCCACAUGGUGGCAGACAAAUCCAGAAAGGGAUCAGUCAUUCAAGAAAUGGCAUGCUGAAGUGCCACGGGGCCACGGAAGAUCUCCGGACACCGGAUCAGAAGCAGCUGCCCCCCGGCUGCUAUUUUCACUCAGCUUAAAGCACCAUGGGCAGCCAGCAUCUAUGUCAUGGACUACCCACAACAACCACUCUUACUUUACACACCAUGAAGUCCACCAGAGGUGAGCAUGGGCUUGCUCAUGCACAUCCCUCACACGACACCCAGAGCUUGUCCUCUGACCCCGAUGAGCUUGACAGUGGCAGCGACAGCUCAGAGAAAUCCACUGGUGCCGGGAGCCCCGUUCGGAGCCACAGGGAAGGGGGGAGGCGACAUGUGGGCCAUAGAAUAGCAGGUAUGAACAAACAGCGGCAGGCAGCCAAUGCUCGGGAGCGAGACCGAACGCACAGCGUCAACACCGCCUUCGCGGAUCUACGCACACUCAUACCCACGGAACCGGCCGACAGGAAGUUGUCAAAAAUCGAGACUCUGCGUUUGGCGUCAAGCUACAUUUCGCACCUGGCAAAUGUGCUUCUAUUAGGGGAGGACUGCAGGGACGGGCAACCCUGCCUGAAAUAUCACAACAUCUUACAAAACAACAACAACAACCUCAAAACCCCAGUCAAACCCAUCUGCACUUUCUGCUUGAGUAACCAAAGGAAACUGCUAAGAGAUGGGGAAAAGCACUCAACUGCGUGACAGCAAGAGUUAUCCAACUGACCGCUGCUACGUCCGAGCUCCCAACUUCUUAAUGUUUACAUGUAAAGAGACAUCAUCGCCUUGCACAGAGACAAGAUAUUAUGUUGUAUGUUUUUUGAGAAGAAUCUACAAAUAUUGCACUUUUUUUGCAUUUACUACGUGUGUUGCAUAUGCAUGUGUCCACCUUAUGUUUUGGUUAAUGUAACCAGAGAAUAUGUGUAAAGUUGCACCUGGUGGUAGGCUAUUUCAGUAUCAGACGUAGUAAGCUACACCAUCCCUCGCAGUAAAAAACAGUCUCGUGUCUGUCUCGCACAUCAUAUGUGCAAAAUCAAAAUUUCUAGUGCAAAUAUCAUGCAUUAAUUGUACUUGAAUUACUGAACAAGACUAUUGCCAGUAAUUUGUAAACAUUUGCACACGUUUGUCAGACACGUCCCUGGUCAAAAAUAAUUUCUUAAGUAAUAUGGCCUACCUCUAAAGCUUUUUAAAUGCAGAAUACCAUCAUUUUGUAAUACUUGAACAUUGCCUUUUCCAAGUGGUCUUUUGCACAUGCCAAACAUCAAACAAGCUGCUAUUUAAUGAUCAAGUAUUUUUGUAAAAAAAAUAUAUAUAUAACAUAUAUAUAAUAAUAAUAAUAAAAAAAAAUCUCCUGU